CCUUUAUGUACUCUUGGUAGUCAGUACAUGUAGAACGAGAUGGCAAGCACUUGUAGCAGAAAGGAUCUUCACUCUUCAGAUUCAGGAGGGAGGACCCUUUUUCCUUGGAGUCCAAAGUAUUUAUUUGCAGACUGAGAGUGUGUUUAGUUUUGUGGAUACUAGUACUCUCUUGGAUGUGUCCUUCGCAUGGGGAGGUCCAGAUGACGAUGGCGGACGAUGAAGAUCGUGAAAAUGAAGCUUCUCCACUCAACAUUUCGUUCUCGGGAUGUGGAUUUCUUGGUAUCUACCACAUUGGUGUAAUCCAAUGUUUGCGUGAGAAUGCACCAACGCUCAUCCCACGUUUCAAUUUCGUAGCCGGUGCCUCUGCUGGUGCAUUGGCUAGCUUAGUGUUGCUAUCGAAUUGUUCCAUUGAAAAAGUCUGCAAAGCUAUCCUGGAGACAGCAGAAGCUGCUCGAAAACCCUUGAUCGGGCCGUUGAGUACGUCGUUCGAUGUCAUGUCCAUCCUCGACACCAUGUUCGACGACCUUCUACCACCAAAUAUCCACCGCAUUUGUAAUGGACGGCUUCAAGUAUCACUGACUGGGGUAUCUCAUUUUACCAAUUUGAUGGCUUCACAGUUCAACACUCGCCUGGAAUUGAUUCGGGCGCUGAAGGCCACGUGCUUCAUUCCCGUCUGGGCCGGUUUUGGCAAACAUUCCUAUCGGGGCGAGCUCUACAUGGAUGGUGGAAUGACGAACAACUUACCAACCGACUUUCCAGGAGAGACUAUCACAGUCUCACCGUUCAGUGGAGAAGCUGACAUCUGCCCAAGUGAUCAGCGGGAAGGUUGGGAUAUGUCAGUGAAUAUCUCGGGCACCAGCGUUCGCAUGACGCUCACCAACGCGUUCCGCAUGAAAUCAGCUCUUUUCCCACCGAAGAUUGAUGUGCUUGAUCGCAUGUUCCAGGGUGGCUAUCGAGAUUGCCUCAGCUUCUUGAAGCGAAGAGGGUUGAUGGACAGCGUGGAUGUAAUACCGCAAGAAAUAUCGGCCGUUGCUAUGUGCCACAAUUCUGUCGGUGUCUCGGACUGCCCACUGAAGGCUGCUGGUGAUAAUGAUGAUGAUGAUGCCCCUGGCUAUGUCAUAUUCAAGAUGCCUAAGAUGUCCGUUCACGUUGCUCAGGAGGUCCUCAGUGACAUGACAUCAGCACUACUGGAGCACGCGUCAAGCAGUUACGCUAAAGUCCUAUCUCCGUCUCUAGUGUAUAUGUUGUCAGUGAUUGAUGUACUGUUGAAGCAGGCAUCAUCUAGUUGCAUAAGACCUUACAUUGCUGACGUGCAGCGUGCUCGGAGCAUGAGCACCGUCGGUGCUAUUGGUAGCAUUGCGCUGCCUGAAGGUAUAGUGGCACACGCACAUUGCAACAUUGUCCCUGCUGCUCGGAGCAGAAUAAGUUCCGACUUCCAUUCGACUCCCCCGUCCGUUGAUAGCUCGCCCUCACCACCACCUUAUGAUAUGGCGUGCCAACAGGAUCUCUGAGGCGUGUCAGUGCCAUCGGAGGUUGCGCAACCAGUGGAUACGCCGAACGAGAGUAUUUGUAGUCGAGUCCCUGGGAUGUGUUGAGCCUGCGUUCACUGAUUUGGCUCACUGUGCAUUUUAUACAGAGCAUUGGACACGGUUCCCUCAUCUGUCGUACUAUAUGCUGCCCGUUUGUCAUGUCCGCUGUGUGUGUGUGUGUGUGUGUGUGUGUGUGUGUGACUUAAUUUGUGUACUGCUGCCCCCUUGUGUUAUACUCCUUGCUAGGCUUAACCCCCUAUAUGUAGUUUCAUCAUACCUCAUUUUGCUUGUACUUUGACACUCAUCACAGGAAGCCCACUUUCUGCUUUUGAUAGUGUGGUGUAAAUAGUCAGCUGGGAACAUUCUAUGAGCUAAACCCAUUUUCCAAUACCCAGCAUUGUAUAUAAGAUGUUCAAAAUUCUUGACGGCGGACUGAUGCACAUACUAUUUUAUGGUCACGAUGUUAGGAACCAACGAACUAACUUGCUACUUGAAAUUAACUUGAAAUGUUAAUUCUCAUCCACCCUUUUUUUACCUAUGAUAACCUAGCUUUUUGUCUCCUUCGAUUCUCAAAUGGUGCUCUAUGCACUCUGCUGAGGCACCCUAUUUGCCUUCUAUUCUAGUCUAGCUUCUUCUUUGUAACAUCUGUCUUGUGCCGUGCAACGUCGACUUGUAGCUAUUUACAAGAUGAUGCUAUUGCAUUUGUGUGGUAUUUAUUGCUGAUGCACACUAUUUAUUUUCGCGCAUUUUUCUCUUAGAACCUGGCCACUGUCUUAACUGCGCUGCACUGCAGUACUUGUGCUUUAGUACCUUUUCUGUCAUGGGAUCCCUUAUUACUGUCAUAUCCCUGCUUUCUCUGCCUCUGCCUAGUGGUAUAGUUCAUUCUGGCUACACAAUCUAACCCUCAAUCUGAUUCUGAGAGGGAGGUUGACAUAUAUAGUAUGUACUUGUAGUACAGAACAUA
Sycon ciliatum is the source of this 2493-nucleotide messenger RNA. RefSeq names its product patatin-like phospholipase domain-containing protein 2. The transcript is spliced from 6 exons. Gene Ontology annotation, molecular function: triacylglycerol lipase activity. NCBI's taxonomy places the organism in Eukaryota, Metazoa, Porifera, Calcarea, Leucosolenida, Sycettidae. Gene Ontology annotation, biological process: triglyceride catabolic process; lipid homeostasis. Bases 174 to 1511 code for a protein of 445 amino acids. Gene Ontology annotation, cellular component: membrane; lipid droplet; cytoplasm. The record is from RefSeq and is a predicted model, not a curated record.